Paecilomyces variotii is the source of this 2528-nucleotide messenger RNA. RefSeq lists its product as hypothetical. The transcript has 3 exons. Gene Ontology annotation, biological process: regulation of DNA-templated transcription; DNA-templated transcription. Gene Ontology annotation, molecular function: DNA-binding transcription factor activity, RNA polymerase II-specific; DNA binding; zinc ion binding. The record is from RefSeq and is a predicted model, not a curated record. Lineage: Eukaryota; Fungi; Ascomycota; Eurotiomycetes; Eurotiales; Thermoascaceae. Bases 167 to 2431 code for a protein of 754 amino acids.
CUCGAAAGACAACUAAUCUCGUCGCUUUCUGCGGACUUCUGAGGACAGCACAUCGUGGCAGUUGGUCUCCCUGCAUAGUUGUGUCACGUCUUAUACGCGAGAGCCGUUCACGCUUCCAGAAUAGGUAUUAUCUGCGUACCUAUUAUUACCUUCCUCCCUGAUUGGUAUGAUGGUGCGCGUAUUGCCCUCUCCUCCAGAUACAACCGGAUCCAUUGGCUCACCUCCACCUGGUCCUACAUCCCCUUCACGGCCUACUUCAGUUAAAGCCCCUCAUCGGAAACGGACGACAAAUCGACGGACAUUAAGCUGUCUGCCAUGUCGACAACAUAAGUUGCGAUGCGAUCGCCAUGUUCCGUGCCACACGUGCAGUAGAUAUCGACGAGAAGACCAAUGCAGACAGCAUCCGGCUCCAUCUGCUGUCCUGAAAGAUAGAGUACCUGGGCUUAGGAGAUCCCGAGCUCUGGUUGCUGCAGAACCGUCUGCGAGCCAGAGUCCCAAGGAUAUCGAUCAAGACCCACAAGCAAGGCCGCUUCAGGGACUUAUUGCAGAUCGCGCUGCAGAUAAUACUGUGAACUCGAAUCUGGCUCACACACGAUGUAGAGAACAGACACAGAAGCAAGGCUCUACCGGAAGAGUGCAGAUGUCUAGAUUCGCGGAACAUUGGAGGCAAUUCAUGCAGUCUUCAUCAUCUGGAUCUCAGAACAUCUAUUCUCUCGAGUCUUCUGGAUAUGUUCCGGCCGUUUUAUUUCACCCUCAGUUGCUCAGCGGGUGUAUGCUCUCUUCGUUUAACCAGGUACCCAGAGACCCGAUCGACACGAAGUUAUUCUGGAAAACGCAUCUUGCGGCUGCCCUACCGUCUCAGAACCAAUGCGAUCUCCUCAUGUGUUAUUAUAUGGAAAACUCCAACUGGCUCUACCAGGCCAUCCAUGUGCCAUCUUUUCGACAUCAGUAUUCACAGUUCUGGACCACCAAUGUCGAUGACAUCGACCUUAUUUGGCUUUCUCUUCUUUUUACAAUCAUUUCGAUCAGUGCCCUUCACAUCCCCUUUGAACUCGUCGAGGCGAUAGGAUUUGAACCGUCGAAAAUUCGAAGCCUAGCCCAUACAUGGCACUCAGCUUCACGGCAGGCUCUACACGCUGGAGAGUUUGAGUCGAAGCCAAAUCUGAUGCAGCUUCAAACGUUCAUAGCGACUCAGCUGUACUGGUUAUCGACAAAGAACAUUGAAGCUAUGAACUCCGCACUGGGACAGGCGGUAAGAAACGCACAGGCUCUGGGAUUAGACAAGGGUACUCCUGGUGUCAAUUGUCUGGAUACGGAAUUGCGGCGACGGGCAUGGUGGGACUUGUGGUGCUGUGACACAUUUCAAUCAUUAUGCCUAGAUAGGACCCCUCUCAUCCAUACUGCUGCCUCAAAAGUUCCACUGCCACUCAAUUGCAAUGACCACGAUAUCACCGAGACAGCGGUGAAGCCGAGACCCAUGGAAGAGCCGACAGACAUGAGUGCUACCAUCUGUCGUGCAGAAGCAUUUAAAAUCCUCAGGAAGAUCUAUGUCAGUGAUGGAGAUUAUGUCUCGAGUUACGACUAUAUUAGAGCUAUCGAUGGUGAAAUGCAACAACUCGUCGACUGCUUCCCUUUAUACUUUCGGACCAACAGCGAAGCCAGCACCAGACACCUAUCUAGUCUUGACCACAUCGCCUGGCAGCACUGCGUACUUCAUAUUUCCAUCUGCAUGCAGCGUAUCCGCAUGAAUCGACAGUUCCUGCACGCCAGAAUUGGCGAAUCAUGGGGCAUCUGCGCCAGAGCUGCGCAGCGGAUGUUAGAUGUGUACCGAAGCAUGCGAGAGCCGGACGUCGAGCGUUUCCGACGCUCACAGAAAUAUCUAGCACAGGGUUAUCAAAUCUACACAGCAGCUAUCACACUAGCUGCUUUCCUCCUCGUGGAACGAUCCUUUCCGGAUUUCUCACCAGACCUCAUGCGAAAGGAUAUCGAAAUGGUCAUCUCCGACCUUGAGCUGAAGGACAUCGGAUCUAUCGUCGCGGAUGGGCUCCGCGUUCUGCGCAAGAUGCUUGAUAUGAUUGAUCAGCGCGAGUCGCGCGAUCCUCAGGCACGAGAGUCUCUUGUCCGUGAGAUCGCCAUCGUCUUCGGCGGUGAACAGCCGACUCGGAAGUAUCUAAAGCGAUGUGAUAUUGGAUACGUCCUAAACGCGUCUCAGAGAACAGAUGAAGAUAUUUCUGCUCAGGCUAGAUCUGGAACUCUGCAGGAACAUGAUGACCUGCAGACAACAAGAGGGGACGUCGUUGGAUUGGAAUCAAAUCUGAGUGAGAGCCAGUAUCAGAAUCAAUCUGUUUCCCAGGAAUUCGACCUUGCACUCGACAUGUUGGACAGUGGUCAAUUUGAUUUUCUGCUCGCUGACAUGAUAAUUCCGUCCUGAUGCGAUACCAUUUCCAAAUAUAUAGGUAUGAUCGAUAUAUAGUGAUCUAUGUCGUGGACUCAAAAAUGACUAAUUGCCUAUAGUCAUGUACAUUAUU